Plenodomus lingam JN3 is the source of this 186-nucleotide messenger RNA. Lineage: Eukaryota; Fungi; Ascomycota; Dothideomycetes; Pleosporales; Leptosphaeriaceae. The record is from RefSeq and is a predicted model, not a curated record.
AUGAAAUCGCGGGCCAAAGGCACGGAACAGGGUCCCGGGGAAAAGCCACCUUGGCUCUUCUCCCAUAGAUUCUUCAAUCCAUACUUUCUCAUCACAUCCGGUUUCGUGGUUGUCUUUUCGCACAAAAGGAUGUACCUACUGGAAGACGGUACGGCAGACGACAGGGUCUGGGCCUGUGUCCGUUGA